This is a messenger RNA of Carica papaya (papaya), 1251 nucleotides long. Its product is annotated as CASP-like protein 5C3. Lineage: Eukaryota; Viridiplantae; Streptophyta; Magnoliopsida; Brassicales; Caricaceae. The record is from RefSeq and is a predicted model, not a curated record. Gene Ontology annotation, cellular component: membrane.
UAAAUAAUGUGAGUUUAAAUAAUUUAUUUUCUUUCAAGUUUUUGCGGGGAUCAAUACAUAAAUAAGACACUAAAAAUUAUCAAAGAGUUUGGAAAAAUGAUGACAGAGAAGAAUCUCAGAAUCGGUCUUCACCGUUAGAUUGUUUAUAUAUAAAACGUGCCACCCAAAAAGAAUAAAGUGUCAAGAAACCAGCAUUAAUUACACCGAGUUUGAUCAUGAUAUCAUCAUAAAUCAAUUAAUCCCCCAAAAAAACCAAAGAGAAAAAAGAAAUCUUUUUCUAAUUCCCACCAGAAAUCCUGCCUGCAAAUUUAAGUAAAUCUCCCAGAAGAAAUCUGUUUUCUCGGCAGGAAGUCUCUGUUUUAUUGUAUCAUGGUGAUUUGGUCCAAGUAGUUGCUGUCAAACUUUGCGGUGAAAUAUAUUGGGGGGAGGACUGUUGGAUCAUAUAAUUUUGUGACAGUUCAAAAUCUUUUUUUUUUCUUUUUUUCUUUUUUCUGAUUUUAGAUGAAAGGUUUUGUGGCGGGUCAAAGAUGCUCAGAGAGAUCAGGAGAAGAGAAUAUCAGAGAAGUUACAGGAGGAAGAAGGGAAGACUAGAUGAAUCAAGACCAUGGAUGAAGUACCUGGCUCUGUUGGAACCAGUGCCAGCUUCUCUUUGAGAUUGGGACAAACUGUCUUUGCCUCUGCUUCUCUUCUCUUCAUGUCUUUGGGUGUUCAGUUCUAUAGCUACACUGCCUUCUGCUACUUGGUAACAAUAAUGGGUUUGGUGAUCCCAUGGAGUCUCACAUUGGCACUGGUUGACGGCUACUCUAUUAUAGUCAAGUGCCCUGUUAGACAACGAAGCAUACUUCUGAUAAUUGUGAUCGGAGACUGGGUCUUAUCAACUCUUACAUUAGCAGCAGCCUGCUCGUCAGCCAGCGUUGUCAAUCUCCUCCUCCACACAGACCACACCGAUGCCUCAUACUGUCCUCCGACAUUUUGCAGCAGGUAUCAACUAUCAGCUGCAAUGGCUUUCUUGACUUGGUUUCUGUCCAUGGCUUCAUCUCUUUUCAAUCUCUGGUUACUCCCCUCCUUGUGAUGUUUUAGAGUGUUUUUGGAGUUCCCAAUUGUAUAUCCUAGUGCUCAACACAAAAUUUGUUUUUGGUUUCUCUGAAAUUGAGUUAUGCAGAUUGAUAUAUACUAUAUACCCACAAAUUUACAAAGGCCAACAUGGAAAAUAAUGAAAAAAGAACAUAUUUCAUUUGGGUUCAAGCUAAA